GGCUUUUUACGCUCGCCGGUGUGUUACGGUCUUGCAGCCCCCUGGUCAAGAUGGCCGGAACGAGCUCUGUGGCUGGUGAAGUUUUUGUGGAUGCUUUGCCGUAUUUUGACCAAGGUUACGAUGCGCCAGGCGUUAGAGAAGCGGCUGCUGCUUUGGUUGAAGAAGAGACUAGAAGAUACAGACCCACCAAGAAUUAUUUGAGUUACCUUCCUACACCAGACUUUUCUGCUUUUGAGACCGAAAUUAUGCGCAAUGAAUUUGAAAGGUUGGCAUCUAGACAGCCUAUGGAGCUUCUCAGUAUGAAAAGGUAUGAGCUGCCAGCUCCUUCAUCUGGCCAGAAAAAUGACAUUACUGCUUGGCAGGAGUGUGUAAACAACUCCAUGGCACAGCUGGAGCACCAGGCUGUUCGUAUUGAGAAUUUAGAACUCAUGCUGCAGUAUGGUAGCAAUGCAUGGAAGCUUUAUAAUGACAACCUGGUGCAUUUGAUUGAGCAAACACAGAAGGAGUUACAAAGGUUCAGAAAGCAGAUCCAGGAUUUAAACUGGCAGAGGAAGAAUGAUCAACUUUCAGGAGGAGCAAAACUGCGGGAGCUUGAGUCCACAUGGGUAUCACUGGUCAGCAAGAACUAUGAGAUUGAACGAGCUAUUGUCCAGCUGGAGAAUGAAAUUUAUCAGUUGAAGCAGCAGCAUGGGGAUGAGAACAAAGAGAAUAUCCGUCAAGAAUUCUGAGUGACCACGUUUGCUGACGGCUGCUAAAUGCAUGAGGCACAGCUUCUGAGAGUAUGGGAUUUCUAAGAGAAACCGUGGGAGCUAUGUAUGAAAUGACUGCUAAAGCUGUGCGACUAGCCCUGCGAGUUAAGGGUGUUAAUGAUGUAGAAAUAUGAACUCCUUCCUCUCCCACCCAACAUUAGAUACUUUAAUAAUACUUGCUGCCAUCUAAAUGGAGGGACACUUUUAUUUUUAUAAAUAGCCACAAGAUGUUUUUCAUAUCAUGGUAAAAUUGUGCUUCUGUUAUGUCCACCUUUGUAUGGAAUUUUAAUAUAAAAAAUGCUUCAAUGCCUGUGAUUUCUGCCCCAUUUUUAUGAAGGUCUUUAUUUUGCUUUUAUUUCAUUUAACAAGAGUUAGAAACUGAAUGUUUUGAGAGGUGGUACACCGAUAAUUGCUCUUAAACCUUAGAAGUGGAUAUUCGCACUAAAAUGCUGCAAUUCAGCAGGUGAGUUUUUUUUCUCAUAUUUCAUAAAAAUUUGUUUACAAAACCUUUUUUUUUCCUUAUUGGAUGUUUGCUUGUCCAGACAUAAGUGCUUCAUUGAAACUGCUGCCUUCCACUGUAGGAUUUUCAUAAACAUUUUGUAUCUCACUUUUGUCAGUCAGUCGAUCCGUUUUUAAAUUACACAUUAACCACUCUUUCUGUUUUCCAGUUGCUGAUCUGUGUGAUUUAUUUUAUUUUAAGUGAAUAUUUAGUUAUUUGAAACCGAGUGAAAUAUCCGUGACCCUAUGUUAGGAUAUAGGACCCUAUGUUAGGAUAUAUUACUCCAUUAUAAGACAGUGCACACAUUAUGCACAUGUUAAAUGCCAAAAUACAUUUUAUUUAAAAAAUAAGACAAGAACAGACCUAGUUAAUGUUCUACCUACAGCUCUUUAGAGUGUCACCCCAGCUGUAAACACAACGCUUCCACACCAGAAUAUGUUGCAUACAUAUUAAGCUAAAAUGUCUGGCUGGAAAUUGGUUGGUGGGUGUUGUAAUGUUAGAGUUCAUUGAUGAAUGUUUGUUCAUCUUUCUAGGAGUUUUAUCAAUAGACCCACACACACUAUGAGGCCUUGUCUCUGCUGUUAUUUAAACCAUAAUCAGGACAUGGAAGUAGCUGGUGCUGGAGUCUGUGUGAGCACGGAGUGUUAGUGAAGGUAGCACCUUGCAGACUAGGUUUGCUCUGAUGUACGCACUCCACUUUUUUAUUUUUAUUACAGCAGCUGGUAAUAUGUGUUCUUCCUAAAUCCAGAUGCCUUUGUAAUGCUGAAGAGCUUCAGCUGAACUGGUGAUAGAUUAGGUCCAGUUAAUAUUACUUUCUGUAUACUUUGUGUAUUAUUUCCCUUUCACAUCUUCAUGUUUUCACACCAAACUGGUUUAUCUCAGUUUACUGGAUAGAGGGCAGUGUUUCAGUUACACAAGUAUUUUGUAUGCUGUGUAUGAUACAUGGUACAGACAUAAAUAUUGGUUACAUAAUUGUUUCCCUGGGGACAUAUCAUCUUUAAAGUUGCUGUUAAGUACACUGUUUGAAAUAGUAACAUUUACUCUGCAAUGAUUAAGAGGUACAUUUUUUAGUUUAUAGUUGACUUGAUGGUUCCUGUGAUUUUUAGAAAAGUACUGGAAUUUGUCAUUCUCUCCAGGGCUGGUACCUCCCUUGUACCCUAAGCCUGAUUGAUCAGGUUUGAAAAUGUUGUUGCCCUAUGUCACAGAGUCAUUAAAUAACAAUUUUAAGUA
Messenger RNA from Polypterus senegalus (gray bichir), 2478 nucleotides. It is a transcript of the gene bcas2, whose product is annotated as BCAS2 pre-mRNA processing factor. The record is from RefSeq and is a predicted model, not a curated record. The transcript has 7 exons. Gene Ontology annotation, cellular component: precatalytic spliceosome; catalytic step 2 spliceosome; Prp19 complex. Lineage: Eukaryota; Metazoa; Chordata; Cladistia; Polypteriformes; Polypteridae. Bases 51 to 728 code for a protein of 225 amino acids. Gene Ontology annotation, biological process: mRNA processing.